CAGAAACACCGCAGGCUCGCCUGUGCUGAUGCCGACGGCAAGGGGAAGCCGGAAGUUGGAGCAAAAGUUGGACCAGGAGGUGCCUUGUGGAUCAGGAGUAAGGGUUGGGAAGUGUGGGCGCUGCAAGAAUAAGAGUCUGGGAUGGUGUGACAAGUCAAAGGCGUUCUUUUGUGAGCAAUGCUGGAGCGAGUAUGAUUCCUAUCAAGGGGAAGAUGGUGAGGACUAUACAGGAAAGGUUUGGCAUGACGCUAUCCUGGCGGAAGGCCACCAGGAUGAUGGAAGCGGAUCUGAUGAUGAUGGAGAGCUAGUGAUGGAGUUUACAAAAAGCACGCUCUUGAGACUACGACCAAACCAGACAUUGGGAUACAAUGAUGCUAAUGACAUUCACAAUUGUGACGAGGAAAACAACGCGGUAGCUCCACUUUCAGCAGACUUUGGUGCCAGAAAAGCAUUUGAUUCAUUGAUUAGAAUCGGUAGCGGUCCUGUAGAACUGCAACAAGCACAUAUUAUCGUGGUGGUGGACACAUCUGGCUCCAUGAGAACCCUUGACGUGCAACCGGAACAAGGCACCAAGUCAUUGUCUCGCAUACUUGCAGUUUCAGAAUCGCUCUGUGGCUUCUUUGAGAAGCAAAAGCAAGCAGCUUCCCCACAUCAUUUUUCACUGGUUUCGUUCAGUCAAGACAGUUACACCCAUUUUGUUGGAAAGACAGCGGCAGAGUCGGUGGAAUAUAUGAACAAAUCCAGCUGCUUUGUUGCGAGAGAUGGUACACACUUUGUGGAAUCUUUGCCAGCUGUAAGGAAUAUCCUACGGCGGGAUUUUGCACAUACACCCCACCUCCUAAUUUUCAGCGAUGGGAGGCCUGCUGAUGGUACUCAGAAGAUUCAAUCGGUACAGAGACUGCUAGAUGAGCAUCCCCGCUUGCGAAUACAUGCAAUCGGAUUUGGUGAUGGCUUGGACUUUGAGUGGCUACAGCAGUUGACGUCAAUUGGAAAGGGGACCUUCGCUCCAUCCGGUCGAUCUGUUCUGGAAUUGGAUCAUGCCUUCACAUCUGUGACUUCGACAAUUACAGAGAUGCAGAGUGUUUCCAGUCAAACUAGCAAGUCCAGUGCCUUUUCCUUCACUCAAGGUUUCUCAGGACCAGACAACGCAUCUAAGAAAAGCAGCUUGACUCCACGCUCUUUCACCUUCGAAGCAGCAAACCAGUUUCUUUGGAAUACAGAGCGCUCAAUCAAGUUUCGAAGUUGUCGUAGGUUGUUUCGAUUUAAUGGACGAGAUUUCAAGCAAGACUCUCAUGAACUCCGGGAAAGCCCAGUGAGCAUGAGAUUGCAACCCUUCAUGCAAGGUGGGAUGCGUCUUGUCUACUGCUUCAAAGAUCCUUCAAUAAGGCUUCAUUCCAAUCGCACCAAUCUGACAGAUACAGAUGCGCGCAUGGUGGCAAAGAUCUCAAAAUAUGUGGACAAUUGUCACAACUCCUCUGAAGUUGUUAUGGCCUAUGCAAAGAGCAGUGCAGUUGCAAAAUUCUACGCGCGUAUUUUCAAGCUUGCAGCUGUGGAACGUUUUGGCAGUACUGGUAACGGCAUGUUAAAACUCAUGUUUGUGACUUCGUAUGUGUACAAGGCAGAAGAAGACAAAGCUCCAGCACCCUUUGUGAUUGGAGAGCGCUUUCUGCCUGGGGUCUUUUGCAAAUACAACUCGAAUCAUGGGUAUGUGAAUUUUGAUGCACCGGAUUCGGAAAUCGCUCAAGCGUUCUCACACUUCACAUUUCAAGCGAGUGGCGGGAAACACAUGGUUUUGGAUUUGCAAGGUGUUUAUUUGGGCAAAGCCCAGAGAUACCGACCGCAUUUGAUUCUAACCGAUCCUCAAGUCGUGUCAUUGGACAAGGCCUUUGGGCCGGGCGAUUUGGGUGACAAGGGAAUGCGUGCCUUUUUUCAGUCGCACCAGUGUGGCCCCACUUGCAGGCAUAUGGGCCUUGAUCCGCAUGCAUGGAAGAGAAUGCGCCAGGCUAUGCGCAAGGGAACCAGUGCAGGUUUGACUCCUUCCCCCAGCAAUUCUGCAGUGGAUGCAUCUGGAGGCUCCCGAGGCCACACUGGAAGCAUUUCAUGCCUCCGGAAAUCCGACGUGCGAUCUCCACCAACCCCUCUGGAAGGCGCAGUGCAUGUCAAGACCAAGCCACGUCCAGAAGUGGCUGCAAGUUCGGAAUCAUCUUUGGAGGCUCUGCUGAACCGACCUCCACCCUCCAAGCCCGGUCCACUCUCGGCACUCAUAGCUCGAUCGGCAGCUGGAAGACCGGAUUUUGAAAGGCUGUGGGCAAGAAGGCCACCAAGCUGCGAGCUUGGAACCACCUCUUCUGAGAUGCACAGCUCAAGUGACAAGGCCUUGGUGAGAGAGGGCACUCGGACCCUUGUGCAACAUUGCUUGGAUGCUGAAGCAGCUGACAAACCGCUUGCCAUUCGCAAGCAACUCGAGGAUGCACCUGUGACAGCCACUGAACCGAUGGACGAGGCAUCUACAAGCUCUGUGAGACCUGCAGUGACAACCCUUGCAGUGACAAGUCGCGAGACACCAGGCGACCCAGUUGACCACCAGUUAAAGAAAACCAUUGUGUAUGGCCCUGGUGCUUCAAAACUUUCUCUCAUGGCUUCAUGUAGAGCGAUGGUUCUUGAAGCAAUCCAGUCUCGCUUCGCGAUUCCGGAAGAGGAGCAGCACUUGCUUCAAGACUCGUCCGAGCCCAAUGUGGACUUCUACCGCGUGGAGCGGAAGAUGGAUCCGCGGAAGUUGCGCUUCACACAGGAGAGGAUCAGCCCGACAUUCCGUGAUGGAAGGCAGAUCUACCAACUUCUGAAUGAUCUGAAUCAGCAGGUGAUCGACCCCUUGAGAGAGUUAGAGCCACUGGAUGUCGUGUGGCACAAUGGUUUUUGGCGAUCCUUGUCCAACCGAAGGCUCUGGGCGUUGAAGCAUUGUGAUUGCCAGCCGCUCUUUGUUCGGGUGCAUGUGAGAGAGCCAGAUGCUGAGUUCAGAUCAAAGUCGUCAUCGACCAGCGACGGAGUCUCUGUUUUGAUUGUUCCACGAUCGCGGUCCCCUUCGCCCGUUUUUAACAGAUAAGCGAAUGGAUAUCACUAGGUUGCGCAGUCAGCCAACGGUUCAAAAGGUGCUUGACAGUUGGUGCCUUUCAGCGCUCAAGUGUGAAGAGAGCCCUGGCGCUGACGAGGGCUGGCGCAAGAAUCGAUGUUGUCAGCGUGAAUGAAUACAAACUGCAAACUGCUUAGCUGCUGCUGGUUCAAGUUUCAGAUGUACGACGCAUCAAUUGCCAGCAAUCACAGCUGACAUCAGCUGACAAAUGAUAGGACAACUAAGUCAUAAGUUGUUCCCACCUCUUGUGUGGGGGUUUUACUUUUGCUGUGCAUCCCGUCCGUUUCCGCAUCAGCCGCCCUGUCCUCCCUCUACUCCUCCCACCUUCCCCAUCACUCUUACUCUCACUCACUUACGCUCACUUACGCUCACUUGCACUCACUCAUACUCACUCACGAACUCAUGUUAUGUUAUAUAUGUUG
Molecule: messenger RNA, 3552 nt
Organism: Durusdinium trenchii
Lineage: Eukaryota; Dinophyceae; Suessiales; Symbiodiniaceae
Source: the annotation of a GenBank genome assembly